AUGCAUCUGAGCGACAUUCGCGACGUGUUCGACAAGGAGAACCUCUCGGAAAAGGCAUGGCAGUUGCGUUGCAAGCUUCUUCCCCACAAAGAAGAAGUUGGGCGUCCCAUUUCCGAUAUCGAGGGGAGUCUCUCCGACGACGACCCAAAGAAGCAGCAGUCACCCAAAAACCCCACCUUCGGCGUCGAUGCCACCGUCAAGACCUACUAUGAGGGCAAGAAUAGCUGCAAUGGCAUUUACGACUGGGUCGACUUUCCUCCCAAGCAGAUGAGCAAGAAGGCCGCCGAGAGCCAAGACCGGCCCGCCAUCAAAGUCUACAAGAUCAAGGACAUCGAGAAACCCAUCAUGGCAGGGCGGUACUCCUUGACCUAUCACCAAAUCGCUAUCCAGAACCCGACUCUCGUCGCUGCCCUGGAGCCCAUCUUCAAGAAGGAAGAUGUUCACCUCGACCCUAGCGAUACGGCCACCUUUGAGGCCCCGUUCCGACCUCUCUUCUUUUGCUAUGAUGAGAUCCUAGACCUGUACAAGUCGACAGACGACAGCUCGCUCAAGGGGUAUUUGCAGCUCCUGGUGCGGACCCUGGACGACAUGCUAGGCGAGACGCGCGAGAAGAAGCGCAAGCUCCAGGCCAGCGGUCUGAUCAACUUCAAGAUGGCUUGGACUUACUUUCCGCGAAACUCCGUCGUCUACAGCAGCGCCCAGAACACGGAGCUGUUGUGCAAGGUAGAAGAUACAUCAUACGAGAGGACUGAUCGGGGCGUCUUCCUGAACAUCAAGUGCAAGAUUCUCACUUUCAAUGGGGAGAGCUUUGUGUGGUCCGACCAAGAGCUCCAUAUCCCCAAGUUCUCGGGGAACCGGCCGAUACUAGAGCUCAAUCACUACCCUCUGCAGUUUCACCUGAACAAAGAAGAACUACUCCAGAGAAUCCUCACGAGGGGCAAGAAGGUCUUGAAUCUUCAGGGGUUGACGUAUUGUACCUACAACGGCAUUGCCAUGGGCCCGAAGAGCAAGCACAAUGUAGAGGGCAGAAUCCUCAUUGAUGUUGUCGGGUUCAACAAGUACGAACGGACUCAGGGCAAGAGAGAAAACGACGACGCCGAGACGCGACGGAACCGUGUGACCAAGAAGCGCAUUCUCUACGAUGAUCACGGCGAGCCAGAAUUUGAAUCAGAGGCGAAGGAGAAGAAGCCAGAGGUCAAAAACGGCAGACAUCUCGGGGAGAAGGCGCAGUUGAAGAACAAAGAAGAGAUGCUCGCUCGUCCGGACGACCUCGUCUUCAUGUCUCCACUGAUUGAGGGGUUCGCCUUGAAGAACAAGCUUUGGCUUGGUUUCUACGUGGAGGAUAUCGAGCCCAUCGUCUGGAACGCCCAAGCAUACGACCAUCUAGUCUACGACGAGCAGCAAAAGGACCUGGUCCUGUCCUUCGUCGAGAAUCACGGCCACGCAAACAAGAGCGCGAUGGAAGAUGUCAUCGUUGGCAAAGGCCAAGGCCUCAUCAUCCUCCUCAGCGGCCCACCGGGAACUGGCAAGACACUCACAGCCGAAGCGGUCGCAGACAGAAAUCAACGCCCGUUGUUCUACCUGCAGGCCGAGGACCUCGGCAUCAACCCAUCGACGCUAGGCGAGAAGAUCAAGCGGGUAUUCGAGAUGGCGACCGAAUGGAACGCUGUGAUUCUACUCGAUGAGGCAGACGUGUUCAUGGCGGAGCGGAACCCCAACGACAUCGCGCGCAACGAGCUUGUAUCGAUCUUUCUACGCGAGUUGGAGUACUUCCGGGGAAUCAUCUUCUUGACUACGAACCUGUACAACACCAUCGAUACAGCGUUUCGGAGUAGAGUGAGCUUGCACCUGUUGUUCAAGGCGCUGAGCCCGGAUGCAAGGGAGCUCAUCUGGCGGAAGUUUCUUGGAAGGCUAUCUCAGCAAGAACUAAGUGAUGAAAGGAAAGGCCCGAGGAAGUUGCUCUCGGACGAGGAUAUCAAGGAGCUUGGGCAUUGGCAACUCAAUGGCCGUGAGAUUAAGACGGCUGUCAAGAUGGUGUCUAAGUGGUGCGAUCACAAGAACUAUGAAAUGAGUCUGGCUAGACUGGAGAAUGGCAUUCGGGUGACGAGUCCCCAUGCUUCGAAGCAAAAGGAGUCGGAUGAGGACGAUGAUUUGUAUAGUUAA
Molecule: messenger RNA, 2163 nt
Organism: Colletotrichum acutatum
Lineage: Eukaryota; Fungi; Ascomycota; Sordariomycetes; Glomerellales; Glomerellaceae
Product: ATPase
Exons: 2
Coding region: 1-2163 (720 amino acids)
Molecular function (GO): ATP binding; ATP hydrolysis activity
Source: RefSeq, a predicted model, not a curated record